AUGUCGCUCAAGGCGAAGAUUGAUGUGUUCCCGUUCGAGGCCUACCUGCUGCAGGACCCCUCUGUUAUGAGUGUCAUGCAGGCGGUGGUGCGGGGCACCAAUGCGAACACCAACACUAAUAAUAAUAGCGGCAUGAACGACGGCAGUGGUGUCGGUGGUGGUGCGGUGAAUAAACGUCGUGAUGCUGGCGGCAAUGCCUCUCAGGCUGUGGAGCGGCGACUCAAGACGCCACUAGAAAAACUCAUGAGCCUCAAGGCGCGUUGUCGCGAGGAGCAAUGUGUGCACUCGGUUGAGGGUGUCCUUCUUGUACACGAUCACGACCACCCGCACGUCCUUUUGCUGCGGCACAAUAACACAAAGUCGCUAGCACAGUCACGCGUGUUGCCAGCGACGAACGUAAACAAUCUGGCCGUCUUCUGCUUGCCUGGUGGGCGUUGCAGGAAAGGUGAACCGGAGGAGAUGUGUCUACUGCGAAAGCUUGGUAGGGACUUGCUAAAUGAAAAAAAAAGUUCGAUGACGUCACGGGCAGCGGAGAACGAGCAGUCGGAGACGGUGGUUGAGGUUGGUGCUUCGCAUAAUGUGGCGCCGUCCACGUCGUCCUUUCGCGUUGGCGAAGUCCUUGGGCGGUGGUACAGGCCACACUUUGAUCCCUUUAUGUACCCGUACGUUCCAGCGCAUGUGGCUGAGAGUGAUGUGAAGGAGGUGCGAACCGUUUUUCUUGUGCACCUUCCACCGCAGAUGCUGCUGACGGUGGCGCAGCGUGACAUGGAGCUGGUUGCCGCACCUCUGUUUGAUUUGUAUGAAAACGCCGCGAAGUACGGCUCCCUCAUCGCCUCCAUCCCAACACUCUUGUCGCGUGUAAACAUCAAUUACUGCAAGUAG
This is a messenger RNA of Trypanosoma rangeli, 882 nucleotides long. RefSeq lists its product as uncharacterized. NCBI's taxonomy places the organism in Eukaryota, Euglenozoa, Kinetoplastea, Trypanosomatida, Trypanosomatidae. Gene Ontology annotation, molecular function: mRNA binding. The transcript has a single exon. The record is from RefSeq and is a predicted model, not a curated record. Bases 1 to 882 code for a protein of 293 amino acids. Gene Ontology annotation, cellular component: mRNA cleavage factor complex.